GCUGUGCAGUGAGCCCUAUUCUUGAACGUGCAAGUGGGCGGCAUACAACAUAACGCCAUGGCGCCGCGCUCUCGUUAUACACAGUCGAAUGAUGUUUGUAAUUCUUGUAUGUUGAGUGUAUAGUGAUUCCUGAAGGAAAAAAUAACAGUUGAACGAAAAAGGUGAUGCCAAUUCAAGGAGACAAUAUGAGAAGAAAUAUGACCAACAGAGUCUUUAUCCUUAUUGGUAAUUGGUUGUGUCAUUUUCUGGAGGUGGGGACAUUGAAAUCCUUUUCUGUCCUCCUCAAUCACAUCACCAGAGAUCUUGAAUCCACAACGGGACGAGUUGGAAUGUUCGUUGGCAUGCACCAUGCUGUCACUAUGAUGUCAGGUGUUAUUGCAAAAGUGCUUCUCCGUCGCUAUUCCCCUCGUUCCUUGGCUAUUAUUGGUGGAAUUACAGGAUCGUUAGGACUCAUGGCAAGUUCCCAAGUCAAUAACGAUAUUUACUUUGCGAUCUGUCUUAUUUUCUCAGGACUAGGGAUGUCCUUGACGUUCAUUCCGAACGCGGUGUCAUUGGUUUAUGCCUAUGAGGAUCAAUACAUGUUGCCUUUCUCAGUUGGCUCAAUGGGUGCCGGGAUGGGUAUGUUGAUCCUACCAUUGUUAACACAGAAAAUUUUGGAGGCCUACAACUGGCGAUGUACUGUUCUCAUCCUCGGGGCAUUAAAUCUUAACACGGUUGUCUGUGGAUCAUGUCUGGACCCAACUACUUUGAACAGCGGUAAAACAUCACCGCCGACUCCUCAUAACUCUUCGACCAAGCCAGGCUCUAUAAAGUAUCAGGAAGAUGACAAUGAUAGCGACUCAAUGUUAUUUCGGUGUUUCCACAAUGUUUUGGAUUUGAUUAGGACUGCUUGUCGUGAAGCAGGUCUGCAUGUCUUCAGCGAGUACCCUCUAAUCAUUUACGCAUUUCUAGCAGCAUGUCUUAAUGGGAUCUCGUAUUCCGGUUGGACUGUGUUCGUCAUGCCCAAUGCAGAAGCGAAAGGCGUUGCUGAAGCAGUUGCUGUCUUGCUCUCUCUUGUAAGUGGAAUAGCAAAUACUGCAGGGCGACUAACGCCAGGACUCUUUAACUUUCUAAAUGAAGAUGUGUUUUCGUCAACGAUCUUGUUCAUCUUGUUUGGUAUUAUCGGUGCACUACCCCUUUGUUUAAAUUGGAUAGCAACUAGUUUCUCAACGUUAUGCGUCUUUGCUGCGAUCAGUGGUUUUGCUUUGGGGGCAAAGACGGUCCUGAAGAGUACCAAUGCAAUACAGUAUGUUCCACGAUAUCUAUCUCCUACGGCUCUCUCUUUCGCUUUGAUAAGUGCAGGACUUGGUGAAAUAGGAGGAGGGUGGAUAACAGGACUCAUAUUUGACAUGACGGGUUCCAUGGACACGGCUUUUCUUUUCCUUGGAUGUGCAGAUAUUUUCUGCGUCAUUAUCCUCACCUUAGGCAUACUACAUGAAAAGAUCCUUUUAUCGAAAUGAGUAACUUCGCCAAUAGUAUAAUGUGUGGUGUUUAGUUUGUGUGUGUGUGUGUGUUGUAAUACAUGAGGCCUUUUCUGGUGGAUGUUUACUUGCGAACAUAGUGUCAUUAUUAAACAAUCAUGGUUUGCAGGGCUUCCAAUUAAGUCUCUCCGAAUGUCAGGUAGACUUCCUGAACAUUGACUAAUUUUCGAACGAAACUGCAGAUUUUGAACAUCUCCCCAAUUAUAUUCAUGCAUGGAUUUCUUUCAUUGGAUAUGAAUAAACAAACAAUACAAUCAAAAGAGUUUAGUUCAUAUUUUUCAAAUGAUUGCAACAAUCUGGCAAGAAAAGUCCCUGUAACUCAUAAAUCUUUUAACAGUUUUCUCGACAACCAAAACCCAAACUCUAUAUUUACAAUCCUACUAACACAAGAUAAAUUAUUAAAGGGAUACUCCGGGCUGAAAAUAUUUAAAUAUUCAACUAAAUAGAGUAAAAUUAACUGAGCAAAAUGUUGAAAAUUUCAUCAAAAUAACGAAGUUAUUGAAUUUCAAAGUUUUAGCAAUAUUUUGUGAAGAAAGUUAUAUGCCCGUCAUCAAUGAUAUUCAUUAUGUGGGCUGAUGAUGUCACAUCCCCACUUUCCCUUUUCUUAUGUUAUUACAUGAAAUCAUAAUUGUUUAAUUUUUUCAUAGUGUGAACAAUGUGCCUCCUUUAUAAUGAAAUAAGUUACCGCAAUGAAUAUCUAAUGCAUUAAAUCAGUUGUCAAUCCAAUUUGUUCAGUUCUUGGUAGAAAAUAUUUUAAUCAACCUAAUUUCAUAUAAUAAAAUACAAAAGAACAAGUGGGGAUAUGACAUCAUCAAUGUGCUCAUUGAAUAUUCAUAAAGACAUGCCUAGAACUGUUUCACCGGAAUAAUGCAAAUCUUUAAAUUGCCAUAACUUUAUUAUUCCUUGUCCAAUUUUGAUCAUUUUUCUUUGUGUGUGUUUUGUUUGUCUGAUUUUUAAAAUCUAUUUAUAUCAUGUUAUUUUUAGCCCGGUGCACCCCUUUAAUAUUAACAAUCUACAGACCAAGAAGCGCCCAUGUUUCGAUGGUUUUCCUAACUUCCUACAUACGAAAAUUAUUUAAACUAUAGUUGAUGCUCUGUUGCACAUAUUUAAUAUUUCUAUGAACACAGGGAAGGUACCUAAUUUCAUGUAAAUAGCUAAAGUCAUCCCUCUUUACAAAAAUGUGAUAAUCAACUUGUUUCUACCUACCGCCCUAUUUCAUUGCUCACCUCGUAAUCUUAAAAGAAACUUAUACAUACAGGUACAAGUUCGUUCUUUAAUAAACACAGUAUCUUUUCGAACUCGCAAUUUGGGUUUCGCGAAAAUCAUAGCACUACGCAUGCAAUUCGGUCUUUUGUUAAUAGAAUCGCUACUUCCAUAGAUAAAGGUUGGUGACACCAAUAUUCUAUUUAGUGAUGAAAAUUUUAACGACUUAAAGAAAACUAUGAACGAUGAAUUACAAUAUGUCUCACAAUGGUUUAAUUGUAAUAAGUUAUCACUUAACACAUCGAAGUCUAGUUUCAUUUACUUUAGUUAUAAGCAAAGUUUGAUUACAGAUGACACAUUUCAUCAUCAAAAUGAAUAAUGUCGCCAUAAAACGUGUGCAAUCGACAUAUUUCCUAGGGGUUGUUAUUGACCAACUUUUAACAUGGAAUGAACAUAUACGAGUCAUAUCAAAUAGAAUAUCAAGGAAUAUUGCUGUCAUCAGCAAACUGCGCCUUUUCUUAUAUACCACAGUAUAUUUUGAUUUUACUUUACAACUCGAUGAUUUUUCUUUAUUUAAUGUAUUAUAACACUGUCUGGGAGAACACAUACCCACCAGGCUCCUUGGAUUGUUGAAAUUGCAAAAGAAGAUUGUUAGAAUAUGUUGCAUGUCUGAUUUUAGUGCUCCCUCAAAACCACUUUAAAAAAACUUAAUUUCCUUAAUGUAUAUCAGUUGAAUCAAUAUUGUAUCGCAUUAAUGGUUUUUAAACAUAAACAAAAUGCCGUAUAAUCUUGCCUCUAUGAUGAAUGGUAAAAUAAUUAAUGCACAGUUAUAACACUAGAAAUCCUGAAAAUUAUUACGUUGUUAAAAUACAGCAUCUUCCUUUUCUUUUAAAUUCAAAGGACCUUCCAUUUGGAAUUCUCUUCCCCGUAACAUCAAACAGAUUUCAUAUUUAAAUUCCUUUAAAUCCAAGCUAAAAAACUUUCUUUUUAAUCGUUCAUCUUAAUUUAAUUUAUCCCAUCGUAUUUCCUUAUUAUUUUAAGUUUAUUUUAUCAAUACAAGUCUUGAAUUUUAAAGUUUACUGUCCAUUGGGACUGCCUCAACAGAACCUUUGCUUUGUUCUUUUGCAGUUUCCCAUUUCAUGUUCAUUUUUAUGCAUGUACUGUAAAUAGCCUUGUUCAAUCUUAGCCUCUCUUUUUUUUUAAAUCUUACUUGCAUCUUACUUGCAUCUUACUUUGUAUCUUUGUUUCUUUUUUCUUAAUGUGUUUUUGUUAUUUUUAUACGCUAAAUGUAUUUUAAUGGACUUGAAUAAAUCAAUAG
This is a messenger RNA of Lytechinus pictus (painted urchin), 4041 nucleotides long. Its product is annotated as monocarboxylate transporter 12-like. The coding region runs from base 165 to 1499 and encodes 444 amino acids. The transcript has 4 exons. Gene Ontology annotation, biological process: transmembrane transport. The record is from RefSeq and is a predicted model, not a curated record. Gene Ontology annotation, molecular function: monocarboxylic acid transmembrane transporter activity. Gene Ontology annotation, cellular component: membrane. Lineage: Eukaryota; Metazoa; Echinodermata; Echinoidea; Temnopleuroida; Toxopneustidae.